AUGACAAUCCAACCCUGGGAAGCGAAAGCCUCUAUCGCGAGGACGAAACGGGAUGAGUCGGUGGCUCGAGUCGAGCCCCCUCUUCAGGGCUUACCGGACACCUUGCCUCUCAACUCCCAGGAGCUACCAAAAGCAAUCCUAACUUCCAAAGAGAUAGAGAUCACAGAAAAGUAUUCGGUCACGGAACUUCUAGCCAAACUGCAUAGUAGAGAACUUUCCGCUGAGGAGGUCACGAGAGCUUUCCUGCGGCGGGCAGCACUGGCACACUUCGCUACGAACUGCCUUACAGAGUUGCUUUGGGACGAGGCGAUCGAACGAGCUCGCUAUCUUGACUCCUUGCCAGAGCCUGUCGGGCCACUCCAUGGAUUACCCAUCUCUACGAAAGAACAUCACGGCACCAAGUCACCAAAUGGAACCGCUAAUGCCUCUUAUGUUGCGUGGAUCGGCAAGCCACAAGGUUCCAUAUUACUCUAUGAUACCCUCUGGGAUGCUGGUUGUGUCUUCUUUGCUCGCACCACUCAGCCACAGACGAUCAUGCACUUAGAGACCAGCAGCAAUAUAUACGGGCGGACGGUUAACCCUUAUAACCGAGAUUUGACGUGCGGUGGAAGCAGUGGAGGCGAGGCGGCUUUGAUUGGGAUGCGUGGAAGUGUCUUAGGCGUUGGCGGAGAUAUCGGGGGGAGUAUUCGCUGUCCAGCUGCGCAUACUGGUAUCUAUGGGUUCAAGCCAACCGUUAAGCGUGUACCGUCUGGUGGUCAACGAACCCACAUGAUCGGAAAAGAGACAAUUUUCUCGACGCUGGGACCCAUGACAACAGACCGCGAGGCACUCGAGCUGUUUAUGAAAGUCGCUCUGUCUGUGAAGCCCUGGCGUCUGGACCCGUCUUUGACAGCCAAGGAGUGGACGCCAUAUAAAUUCACCAGACCGCUUAAGAUCGCAGUACAAUGGUGGGAUGGUGUCGUGAUGCCUCACCCUCCUAUGAUCCGAGCCCUCAAGGAGGUCUCGGAGGCAUGCAAGGCUGCAGGAAUGGAGGUAGUUGACUGGGACUGCGAAUCAUUGAAUCAUCGAAGGGGCUGGGAGAUUACAGCAGCGCUGUACUGGCCCGACGGUGGAGAGGAAGUCUUGGGUCUUCUAGAGGAGGGUGGUGAACCAAUCCUUCCGCUCACGAAAUUCAUCAUUCAUGAACAACCAUCGGUGAAGAAGCUGGAUCAACACGGGCUAUGGAAGCUCUGCGCUGAGAGAGAUGCUUAUCGAGAAGCAUAUGCCAAACACUGGACUAACACCGGCAAGGCAGAUGGAAAGGAGGUCGACGUGAUCCUAUGUCCACCUUCGUUUGGCGCAGCAACCCCGCAUGAACAAUCGCGUUAUUGGGGAUACACCUCCAACUGGAAUCUAUUGGAUUAUCCCGGCGCCGUAUUCCCUGUCACAACGGUCGAUCCUGAGAAAGACAAGAAGGACUUGGAUUACAAACCGAAAAACGCAGAAGAUCAAUUCGUUUACGAUAUGUACACGCCCGAAAAGUACAAGGAUGCGCCAGUCAGUCUGCAAAUCAUUGGGCGAAGACACUAUGACGAAAAGGUGAUCGCUGCAUUAACGGAGAUUGAGCGUGCUAUGGGAAGGAAAUGAAUUGAGUGAUGGCUAUACAGUAGUAAAACUUGAAAGUCCGUAUCUUGUCUGCUUUCACAUGGCCGCGACUCAGAACGCUUUCGAGCUUUGCAAAGGGUGGCAAAGAGAGCGGGCCAGAUGGUUUGGUAAUGAUAGAGUAUCUUUCCUAUCUCCGACUCCAAAAAUAGUCCGCCCUUCCAAGACAGCAGUAUCCAUACUUCAUCCAUCAUCCUAGACGACACUUCCGUAGAAUGAAGCUAGAUGCCAAAAAGAUCUCUGCAUCAUUACCCUUUCCUCUGCCGCUAUGCAUUUUUUCCCAUAUGGAUGUUUCCUCAGGCAUUGGUCAAGAUUCCUUUCUACGGCGUCGUGAUGAAUGUAGAUCUUAAAUGGAGCUUCCUGUUUCAAUAUUAGUUAGCUAGAUGCUGUCAAAUCGCGAUUAAUAAGUAACGUCGGGACGGCCCCGGGGGUUCCCUUCAUCUUCCGCAUUGGG
Molecule: messenger RNA, 2095 nt
Organism: Paecilomyces variotii
Lineage: Eukaryota; Fungi; Ascomycota; Eurotiomycetes; Eurotiales; Thermoascaceae
Product: amidase signature domain-containing protein
Exons: 5
Coding region: 1-1626 (541 amino acids)
Source: RefSeq, a predicted model, not a curated record